Microbotryum saponariae is the source of this 800-nucleotide messenger RNA. Lineage: Eukaryota; Fungi; Basidiomycota; Microbotryomycetes; Microbotryales; Microbotryaceae. The record is from the annotation of a GenBank genome assembly.
AUGUCAACAUCCAACUUACAAGCCUCGACAGGCAUCAGCCACUACACCUCGGCCGCGGCGCAAACCCUUGCAGUAGCACCAUUGGACCCGUUGACCGACCCCUCCGUGCCGAUCCUCCAUGCCUUGCCAUCCAACGUUGCCGUCUAUCGAUGCGCGACAUGUUCGGCCGAGUUGACGGUCCAGGACGAACUCGUUUCGAGGGCAUUCUCGGGAGGUACUGGGCCGGCUUAUCUCGUGAGGACGACGUGAGUCAUCGCGUGCGGUCCCAUGUGGGGGUGGUGGGGACGUGGUCGCCCGUGGCGACUCGAUGACCCUCGAUCGCCGGAAGAGCGCCCCAGAAGCCUGCAUGUAUAAGAAUUGAUCUAGACAGACCCACGUCCGACCUUCACAGCAUCAACACCUACACGGGCCCGAAGGCGACGAAGCAACUACUCACGGGCAAGCACAUCGUCUCGCGUGAGCUCACCACUUUAAGAAAGCUUCGAUCACGCUCUAAUCUACCCAACCAAGAGCUCAUCAAGUCGAAUCCCUUCAUUCACCACCAGCACUCUAUUGUAAAGGAUGUCAAAUCGAACUCGGAUGGACCUAUGUUCGUACUGAUCUCUGGAGAUCACCUCCAGAAUUGGAGCAGAUUUGGAGCAGAUAAUGGGGCUGACAGGUCACCUGACCUCGACCGUUUACAGCACGUCGCACCGGAUAGGACACAAAAGUACAAGGAGCACAAAUCGAUACUUGAAGAGGUACGUCUUUUCAGUGAAUCUGAAAAAGAUCGAAUGGCGUCAAACUCAGGGUUGAUCUGA